AUGAGAGGACUUUAUGAGGAACACUGUAAUGCUCUAGACAUAUAUCAAAAGCCCUAUAUCCCUUACCCCGAGACUUACAACGCAGGGUGGGAACAUCACCCCAACUUUAGCUGGAAGUUCGAAAACCAACAAUCUGCCCAAUCCAAUAGAGCUUACAAUGUAUCCCUACGUAAACCCACAUCCUCUAGGAAUUCCUUAGAAGAUACUUUACAUUUAUUUAUUGAGGCACAUGUUCAAGCUCAACCAAGUUCAAAGGGACAACACGUGGCACAAAUUUCGGGAUCGAGAGAGACUAACUUUAAAGAAGUAAAUGCCAUAACCACUAGAUCUAGGAAAGUCAUUGAACGAGCCCUUCAAUCUAGGGAGAAUGAAAAGGACCCUAACAAUUCAGAAGAGAGUAUCCCUAGUGAGGAGGUAGUGAAAAAUCCAUCUAGAGUACAUUUUCCUCAAGCUCUCAAGUCUACCUUAAAAUUUGUCGGCCAACAUAGUGAAAUCCUAGAGCAUCUAAAACAAGUAAAAAUCAAUCUAUCUCUCCUACAUAUGAUCUCCCAGGUUCCCACAUAUGCUAAAGUCCUAAAAGACUUCUGCACUGUGAAGAAGAAACACCAUGUUAAGAAAACUACUUUCUUGACUAAACAUGUGAGUACUGUGUUUGAGAAAAAUAUCCCACUAAAGUAUAAGGACCCUGGUUGUCCUACUGUCUCUUGCAUCAUCGGGAACCAUGAGAUUUCACAAGCCUUUCUUGAUCUAGGGGCUAGUGUUAACAUUAUGCCGUAUGAUACUUACUUGUUGUUAAGACUAGGAGAGAUGAAACCCACAUCAGUAAGUUUACAAUUGGCUGAUCGAUCCACUAUUAGGCCUAAGGGAGUAGUUGAUGAUGUGUUGGUACAAGUUGACAAAUUUUACUACCCUUUGACUUCUUAA
Messenger RNA from Olea europaea var. sylvestris, 924 nucleotides. RefSeq lists its product as uncharacterized. The record is from RefSeq and is a predicted model, not a curated record. Bases 1 to 924 code for a protein of 307 amino acids. NCBI's taxonomy places the organism in Eukaryota, Viridiplantae, Streptophyta, Magnoliopsida, Lamiales, Oleaceae. The transcript has 2 exons.